Molecule: messenger RNA, 1153 nt
Organism: Lolium perenne
Lineage: Eukaryota; Viridiplantae; Streptophyta; Magnoliopsida; Poales; Poaceae
Product: PWWP domain-containing protein 2-like
Source: RefSeq, a predicted model, not a curated record
UAAACCCCCUACCAAACCCCUGCUUUGCCGUCUCCACGCCGCUCCCUCCUCCCCGUCCACCGCCGCCUCCCUCGCUCAAUCUCCGGUAAGCACCUCUCCCUUCCACCAAGAACCGACGACGUACGUGCACCCACGCUGAUCGUUUGUCGCUGCUCGCUUGCAGGCUCUCGCGCGGGUCACAUGGCGCCGGAGGAAGGCGCGGCGGCCGCCAAGAACGUCGACGAGUGCCACGGCAGCGCCGGGGGCCGCUCGGCGAGGCUCCGCGUCAUGCACCCCGACGUGGCGGAGCUGCUCCACGGCCGGCGGACCAAGAAGCAGCAGGCGGCGCCCGCGCGUGCGGCCACGGGCGUGCCCGCUCUGUACUACGACUGCCCGUUCGAGGAAGACGAGGAGGGCGACCGCGGCGGGCUGGCGGUGGCGCCGCGGCUGGUGUGGGCCAAGGUGCGGGGCCACCCGUGGUGGCCGGCGCAGGUGUUCGACCCGGCGGACGCGUCCGCGCUCGCGCUCGGGGCGCGCCGGCGCCGCGGCUCCGCCCUCGUCGCCUGCUUCUGGGACAAGACCUUCGCGUGGGUGGCCGACGAGGGCGCGCUCCUCCCGUUCCGCGACGGCUUCCCGGACCUCGCCGCCAUCCACAGCCGCGUCCAGUUCGGCGGCACCACCCUGUCCCCGCUCGCCUCCGCCGUCGACGCCGCGCUGGGCGAGGUCGCGCGCCGCGUCGAGGCCGGUCUGGCGUGCGAGUGCGCCGUCAGCGACGGCGUCGCCAGGAGGCAGGCGAUCGACAACGCGGGCGUCCGGAGCGGCGCGCACGAGGCGGUGGUGGACGCCGCCUUCGCCAGGGACGCGCUCCAAGGCGAGGCCUUUGUCGGGUACCUCUCCGAGCUCGCCGUGGAGCCGCUCGCCGGGGCCGACAGGGUCGACCUCACCGUCGCCACGGCGCAGCUCAGGGCUUUCACCCGCUGGAGGGGCGCCAGGGGCCUCCCCGUCUACACGGCCUGCUUCGGCAUCGACGACGGCGCCAUGAUGGAGGCCACGCCGCGCCGUGCCAGUGCCAAGAGGAGAAGGGCAAAGGGAGGAGACGUCGUCGACAAAUGGAGCAUGUCAAGGUGCAGCAAGUGCGGCACGGAUGAUGGCAUGGAGCUAGACGAUUACUAGC